This is a messenger RNA of Sugiyamaella lignohabitans, 720 nucleotides long. RefSeq lists its product as uncharacterized. The coding region runs from base 1 to 720 and encodes 239 amino acids. The record is from RefSeq and is a predicted model, not a curated record. Lineage: Eukaryota; Fungi; Ascomycota; Dipodascomycetes; Dipodascales; Trichomonascaceae. Gene Ontology annotation, cellular component: nucleus. The transcript has a single exon.
AUGGAUUGUCGAAACGAAGACCACGAUGACCAUGGUCACGGCCAUGGCGGACAUGGACACGGCCAUGAUCACGAUCACGAUCACGUUCCUCCUCCAGACACAAAUGCAGUCCAGUCUCUGUAUCAGACUAUCAACCAUGACCACAUAGUCACCCUCAAUGAGAGUACUGUGGACUCUGGUAAAGAGGUUUUUAAGGAAUGGGAGAAGAGAUUGGAUGUUUCUAAGAUCCUGGAAUCUGAUGUAGACGAACAAUUGCUCAUUCACGUACCAUUCACAGGCCUGGUCCGACUUCAUUCACUGCUAAUUAGGACUACUAGUGACGACUACGCUCCAAAGACAAUUAAAUUAUUUAAAAACCGUGAGGAUCUGGACUUUUCUACUGCGUCGGAUCUGACUCCUACUGCUGCUUUCACACAUCCAUAUGGCGUUGGUGGCGACGAGUCAGUGGAGUUAGAAGCCAGCAGCAACCGGACCAUGGACGAAGAGGGCAUUGCCGAGUACGCAGUCAACCGGGCCCAUUUCUCGAACCUCACGAGCCUGACGCUUUUCAUUGAAGACAACCACGGCGAGGACACCACCAAAAUCCUCUACAUUGGACUCCGUGGCGAAUGGUCCAAAAUGUCCCGAGCUCCUGUCGUGACCAUGUACGAGGCAGCUGCCAAUCCCCGCGACCACAAAAACCUCGUCCCUGGCGAGCACUACGUAUCCGAGAACCCGUAG